AUGGCGGCUUUACCUACUCUACGCAAGUGUGCAUUGUCGCACUGUCGCUCCUAUCCCCGGGCAACAUCCCCCAUCGUCCUCGAUUUCCUCGCCCCAUCAACAGUGACAUACCGCCAAAGUCGGCAUGCCUCAACUACUGCCGGCACCUCUGGUGACUCCAGACCUCUAUAUGUUCUCAGCAGAAAGCAACGGGAAUUCAUGGACAGCGCCCUUAGAGUCAAUCAAGCCGGUGAACUCGCUGCGACCCUUAUCUACACUACCCAAACGCCUCAAAUUGUCCGCUCCUACCCGCACCUCCGACCGUUGAUGAAACACAUGUACGAUCAAGAAGCAGGACACCUCAAGACCUUCAAUCACCUCGUCGCCAAGCACCAGGUCCGCCCCACAGCUAUGUAUCCGGCAUGGCACGUAGCGGCCACUUUUUUGGGAUGGUCAACUGCGGCAUUGGGCCGCGAAGCCGCGAUGGCCUGCACCGAAGCUGUGGAGACUGAAAUUGGAUCACACUACAACGACCAAGUGAGGGAGAUUCUGUCUUGGGAGGCAGAUGCCGAAAGAAGGGGGGAGCGGCUGGACGAUGAACUUAAGGAAAUGUUGGCCACAUUCCGGAGAAUUCGCGACGAGGAACUAGAACACCUCGACCACGCUGUGGCUAAUGACGCGAAGGAAGCGAAGCCUUACGACCCACUGGUUGAUGUCAUUCGGUUUGGAUGCAGGGCUGCUAUCAAGAUUAGUGAGAAGAUCUAA
Penicillium bovifimosum is the source of this 744-nucleotide messenger RNA. RefSeq names its product demethoxyubiquinone hydroxylase family protein. Gene Ontology annotation, cellular component: mitochondrial inner membrane. NCBI's taxonomy places the organism in Eukaryota, Fungi, Ascomycota, Eurotiomycetes, Eurotiales, Aspergillaceae. Gene Ontology annotation, biological process: ubiquinone biosynthetic process. Bases 1 to 744 code for a protein of 247 amino acids. The transcript has a single exon. The record is from RefSeq and is a predicted model, not a curated record. Gene Ontology annotation, molecular function: 3-demethoxyubiquinol 3-hydroxylase activity.